Messenger RNA from Vicia villosa (hairy vetch), 1323 nucleotides. RefSeq lists its product as uncharacterized. NCBI's taxonomy places the organism in Eukaryota, Viridiplantae, Streptophyta, Magnoliopsida, Fabales, Fabaceae. Gene Ontology annotation, molecular function: protein binding. The transcript has 3 exons. The record is from RefSeq and is a predicted model, not a curated record. The coding region runs from base 1 to 1302 and encodes 433 amino acids.
AUGGCGCAAUUAGUUGAUAGAGUUCGCCAGAUCGAGCGAUUGAAAGUUGAAAUAGCCAGAACUAAUAAAUAUCAUAAGAAAGAAAAAGUUGCUUACAUAGCAGCUGAUGAAUAUUAUUCAGAUUACGAGGUUUUAAUCGGAAAAAAUGAUGUUAAUGUGGGUGAACUUAAGCCAGGACCUCCUUACUCUUGUAAAUUAUUAAAACCAUCAAAUGGGAAGAAUCUCGUCGAAACUGAGAAAAGUGACAAAUUCGCCACAAAAACAUAUACUUUCUAUAUAACAAAUUUCAACAUUGAAUGCAAUGGACUUGUUGGAUAUGGCCUUCAUAAGGAAGGGUUUGGCUAUUGUUGGUCUGGUGCUAAAGCUAGUGUUGGAAUAACAAAGGGUAGAUAUUGUUAUGGUUGUGUUAUUCUUUCUGCUCAACCUGUUGAUACAGAUGACACUCCUCCUGACCAGCGGCACCUUUGUCGUCUUGGUGUUUCUAGAGGGGAUGAUGCUGUUGGAACUCUAGGUGAGACCAAACACAGCUAUGGUUAUGGAGGCACCGGCAAGUUUUCUAAUGCCGGCAAGUUUUUGAAUUUUGGUGAUAGGUUUGGUGUUGGUGAUACAAUUGUUUGUUGCGUUGACCUUGAGAGUAAACCAAUGGCUUCUAUUGGUUUCUCUAAGAACGGUAAAUGGUUGGGUACUGCAAUACAAUUUGAUGUCAGUUCUCUUGGUCUUGGAGCGGAUUCUUCUCUUUCAAAGGUUUCGCCUUGGGAAUGGGCAUUUUUUCCGCACGCUUUGUUGAAAAAUGUUGUGGUUCGGAUGCAAUUCAAUGUUGAACAAGGUCUUGUUCCUCAAGAAGGGUUCAGACCUUGGGCCUUGGCCGUUGCAGAUGGAAAUGCGGUUAUGGGACCUUCCUUUUCUGAUCCAAAGGAUUGUGAAUUGAUGAUGAUGGUGGGGUUACCAGCUUCAGGAAAGACUACAUGGGCUGAGAAAUGGGUGAAAGAUCACCCGGAGAAGCGUUAUGUUUUGCUUGGCACAAACUUAAUUCUUGAACAAAUGAAGGUUCCUGGGCUGUUGCGGAAAAACAACUAUGGUGAAAGGUUUGAUCGUUUGAUGGACAAGGCAAGUUCAAUGUUCAAUGUAAUUCUGUCCAGGGCAGCUAACAUACCUCGCAAUUAUAUAAUCGAUCAGACAAAUGUGUAUAAAAAUGCACGCAAGCGUAAGCUUAUGCCUUUUGUUGACUAUCAAAAGGUAGCUAUUUAUCUAUUUGUUUGCUGGAGUUGGAAAAAUAAGUUUACUAUAGAUUUGAUAAUAUAAUAUUUUUUCCGUUCCAGAUUG